AUGGAAGGUUUGAACAAUAUGUUGAAGACUGCUCACUAUAAUGGGUGGAUUAAGGGAUUCAACGUAGCAAAUAAUCAAGAUGAGAGGUUAGAAAUAACUCACUUACAAUAUGCAGAUGAUACCCUUAUUUUUUGUGGAACAGAAGAGAGUCAGGUAAAGUACCUCAGGAUUAUCCUCAUCCUCUUUGAAGCUGUCUCUGGUCUUCACAUUAACUGGAGAAAAAGUCAGAUUUUCCCAGUAAAUGAGGUGCCUAAUAUUCAGAUGCUGGCAAACAUCUUGGGAGGAGAAAUAGGCACAACUCCAACUAUCUAUCUGGGAAUGCCUUUGGGAGCAAAAAGCAAAUCCAAAGAAAUUUGGAAUGGAGUUUUGGAAAGAUGUGAAAAAAAGCUAGCUAGAUGGAAAACACAGUAUAUCUCUUUGGGAGGUAGACUAGUACUUAUUAACUCUGUGCUAGAUGCUCUCCCUACCUACAUGAUGUCUUUAUUUCCUCUACCUGCAAGUGUAGAAAAUAGAUUGGAAACUCUGAGAAGGAACUUUUUAUGGCAUGGAAAUAAAGAAAAAAAAGGAUUUCACCUAGUUUAUUGGAAGAAGCUGACUAUUAGUAAACGAGAAGGUGGAUUAGGAAUCAAAAACCUUAGGAAGCAGAACAAAUGUCUGUUGAUGAAGUGGUUAUGGAGGUUUCCUAAGGAAGAACAAACACUAUGGGGCAAGGUGAUAAAGGCAAAAUAUGGAAAAGAAGGGUUUUGGAUGACCAAAGAGGUGAAGAACCCUUAUGGAAUUAGUCUAUGGAGAUCAAUCCGGAACUUAUGGCCAAACCUUUUUCAUGACUUAAGUCUUAAUGUGAGGGAUGGAAGGAAAACGUUAUUUUGGGAGGACAACUGGUUAGGAAUUGGAAGUUUGAAGAAUUUGUUCCCUGAUAUUUUUACUUUGAAUCAACAACAAGGGGCAACAGUUAAGGAGGUAUGGGGUAUUGAAGGAUGGAACUUGACAUUCAGAAGAUUGUUACAAGGCUGGGAACUAACAACAAUAACUGAAUUUUACAAUACUUUGGAGCAAUGCGGAGGAUUACAAGAAGGGGAAGACACUUUAGUAUGGCAGAAACAUAGCAGCGGGAGGUUUACAGUAGGAUCAGCCUAUAAAAAUUUGAAUCGGGUAGGAUCUCAACUCAGCCUAUGGCCUUGGAAGCAUAUCUGGAAAGUCAAAAUACCAUAUAAAGUGGCAUGCUUUACUUGGUUGGUGGCUAAAGAAGCAGUACUCACUCAAGAAAACCUCAUGAAAAGAGGUUUAUCAAUCUGCUCUAGAUGUUAUUUGUGUGGCCAAGAUGCAGAGACAAUUAACCAUCUGUUUCUACAUUGUAGAGUGACAAGACAGCUGUGGGAGUUGUUCAUUAACAUCAGGGGCAUCCGAUGGACAAUGCCAGGAAGAACCUAUGAACUUUUGUCUAGCUGGAACACGGGGGGGAGCUCUACAUCUAACAAAGAUAGAUGGAAAAUUGUCCCAGCAGCCAUUUGGUGGACAAUUUGGAAGGAGAGGAAUGCAAGGUGUUUUGAAGAUAUAAGUAGCCCUGUUUCUUCACCAACAAUUAUAGUUGAGAGAGCUGGGUCUUGUGCUUGGAUGCACAAAAGCUUUAAAGUUCGAGAAGAAUUUGCUCGUACUCUUACAUCAGCAAUUGGUCUUUUUGCAUCGACCGAGCUGCCCCUUCAACGGGCUAUUCUUCCUCCCAUUUUGCAUAUGUUGAAUGAUCCUAAUCAUGGAGUAAGGGAAGCAGCCAUAUCAUGUAUUGAGGAGAUGUAUUCAGAGGUUGGACCCCAGUUCCGUGAUGAGCUUCAGCGCCAUCAUCUUCCUUCCAUGUUGCUAAAAGAUAUUAAUGCCAGACUUGAGAAGAUUGAGCCUAAAAGUCGAUCUACUGAUGGAAUCUCAAGUAAUUAUUCAGCUGGUGAGGUGAGAUCUGCUAGCCUUAAUUCCAAGAAAAGCAGUCCUAAAGCAAAGCGUUCAACAAGAGAGGCGUCUCUCCUUGGAGGGGAUAGUGAUAUUACAGAAAAGCCUGUCGAUCCAAUUAAAGUGUAUUCAGAAAAGGAACUGAUAAGGGAAUUCGAGAAAAUUGCCUCUACCCUUGUACCAGAGAAAGAUUGGUCUAUCCGUAUUGCCGCUAUGCAGAGAGUUGAAGCUCUUGUUAUUGGAGGUGCAGCUGAUUAUCCUUGUUUUCGUGGACUUCUAAAGCAACUUGUUGGCCCUUUGAGCACACAGUUAUCUGAUAGGAGAUCCAGCAUAAUAAAACAGGCAUGUCACUUACUGAACUUCUUAUCAAAAGAGCUGUUGGGAGAUUUUGAGGCAUGUGCUGAGAUGUUCAUUCCGGUUCUUUUCAAGCUUGUUGUGAUAACUGUUCUUGUAAUUGCAGAAUCUGCUGAUAACUGCAUAAAGACGAUGUUGCGCAACUGCAAAGUUGGUCGAGCACUUCCUCGUAUAGCUGAUUCUGCAAAGAAUGACAGAAAUGCAGUACUUCGUGCAAGAUGCGGUGAGUAUGCACUUCUGAUCCUUGAACAUUGGCCUGAUGCAUCUGAGGUACAACGCUCAGCUGAGCUUUAUGAAGACCUUAUAAAAUGUUGUGUCGCUGAUGCAAUGAGUGAGGUACGAUCAACUGCAAGAACUUUGUACAGAAUGUUUGCAAGAACUUGGCCAGAACGUUCUAGGCGUUUGUUUAUGUCCUUUGAUCCUGCUAUCCAAAGGAUCAUAAAUGAGGAAGAUGGUGGUAUUCAUAAGCGGCAUGCUUCUCCUUCUGUUCGAGAAAGGAGUUCACAGUUCUCACUUUCUUCUCAAACAUCUGCUUCUUCACAUCUACCUGGUUAUGGAACGUCUGCAAUAGUUGCCAUGGAUAGAAGUGCUAAUUUGUCUUCAGGGACGUCCUUGUCCUCUGGGCUGCUUUUGCCACAAGCAAAGCCUGUGGGAGUGGAACGUAGCCUGGAAAGUGUACUUCAUGCCAGUAAACAGAAAGUUUCUGCUAUAGAAAACCUGCUCAAAGGGCUAGAUGUAUCUGAGAGAAGUCGCUCCUCUAGUUUGGAUCUAGGAGUUGACCCGCCCUCAUCCCGUGAUCCACCGUUCCCUCUUGCUGUUCCUGCAUCAACUAGUCUUAGUAAUGCUUCACUGGUUGAUGCACCAUUUGCUAUGACUAAAGGAAAUAAUCGCAAUGGUGGGUUGGUUUUGUCUGAUAUCAUCACUCAGAUCCAGGCCUCAAAGGAUUCAGCUAAAGCAUCAUAUCGAAGUAGUACGGAUCAUGAGUCUUUUUCUGCACUCAACUCCUACACUGCAAGAAGAGCUUCUGAGAAACCACAGGAUAGAGGACUUGUUGAAGAGAAUGCUGAGCUGAGAGACACUAGGCGGUUUAUGAACUCUCGUGUUGACAGACAAUACUUAGAGACACCGUACAGAGAUGCUAACUUUAGGGACUCCCAUAAUAAUCAUGUUCCCAAUUUUCAACGUCCUCUCUUAAAAAAGAAUGCAGCAGGAAGAAUGUCAGCUAGCAGGAGGAGGAGCUUUGAUGACAGUCAGCUUCCACUAGGAGAUGUAUCUAGUUAUGUGGAUGGUCCAGCUUCGCUAAAUGAUGCAUUAAGUGAGGGUCUCAGUUCUACUUCAGAUUGGAAAGCCAGGGUUGCUGCAUUCAGCUAUCUCCGGUCUUUGCUACAGCAGGGCCCUAGAGGUAUUCAAGAAAUAACUCAGAGUUUUGAGAAGGUUAUGAAAUUGUUUUUCCAGCAUCUUGAUGAUCCCCAUCAUAAAGUCGCACAGGCAGCACUUUCAACCCUUGCAGAUCUUAUUCCUGCUUGCAGAAAGCCAUUUGAAAGUUAUGUAGAGAGGAUCUUGCCACAUGUUUUCUCACGGUUAAUUGAUCCCAAGGAAUUGGUGAGGCAGCCCUGCUCAACUACCCUUGAAAUAGUUAGCAAGACAUAUGGGAUAGAUUCCCUUUUGCCAGCUUUGCUCCGUUCAUUAGAUGAACAGCGGUCCCCAAAGGCUAAACUCGCAGUAAUUGAGUUUGCAAUUGGCUCAUUUAACAAGCAUCCUUCAAAUUCUGAAGGUGCUGCUAACAUUGGCAUCCUCAAGUUAUGGCUUGCUAAGUUGACACCAUUGAUCCAUGAUAAGAAUACCAAACUGAAAGAAGCAGCUAUUUCGUGCAUUAUAUCAAUGUACACACACUUCGACUCGACAGCAGUUCUCAAUUUCAUUCUUAGCUUAUCGGUUGAAGAACAAAAUUCCUUAAGACGGGCUCUUAAGAAGUGCACGCCUCGUAUAGAGGUGGAUUUGAUGAAUUUCCUGCAGAGCAAGAAAGAUAGACAACGUUCCAAGUCUUCUUAUGAUCCAUCUGAUGUUGUUGGAACAUCAUCUGAAGAGGGAUAUAUUGGCACUUCAACGAAGAAUAAUCUAUUUGGAAGGUAUUCUGGGGGUGCAGUUGAUUCUGAUAGCAUCAGAAAGUGGAACUCUCUUCAAGACCCAACCUAUAUGACUAGAUCUACUGGUCAGUUGUCUGAUGGUACUCAGGACUUCUAUCGUGGUGUGGAAACUGGUUCCAACACUGAUCCUCCUGUUUCAAAAGCCAAGGAUUUGAAAUUUGGGGCCCUUACCACAAGUGAGAAUAACACAUUAUGGACAUUGGAAAGCAAGGAUAACAGCUCAAACAUAGAACAGGCCUCCACUCCUCAUCUGGACGGCAAUGAGCUAGUUGAUAAUGGAUCUUCAUCUAACCUGGGGCCUAAUCACCUAAAACUCUCUGCUCUCAAGAUAAAUUCAACUCUAGAAACUGGACCAAGCAUCCCUCAUAUUCUUCAUUUGAUUUGCAAUGGUAAUGAUGGAAGUCCUUCUGCUAACAAGCGUGAUGCACUUGAACAAUUGGUCGAAGCUUCUGUUGCUAAGGAUCAAUCCAUCUGGAGCAAGUACUUCAAUCAGAUAUUAACUGCUGUGCUUGAGGUGUUAGACGAUUCUGAGUCAUUGACAAGGGAACUUGCCCUAUCUCUGAUUCUUGAAAUGCUGAAGAAUCAGAAAAAUGCUAUGGAGGACUCAGUUGAGAUCAUAAUUGAAAAGCUGCUCCACGUGACCAAGGAUGAUGUUGCAAAAGUUGCUAAUGAAGCCGAGAGUUGUUUAACUACAAUUUUGUCCCAGUACGACCCGUUCAGAUGCUUAAGUGUUAUUGUUCCUUUGCUUGUCACUGAAGACGAGAAGACUCUUGUAACUUGUAUAAACACGUUGACAAAGCUUGUUGGGAGGCUCUCCCAGGAGGAAUUGAUGUCUCAGCUGCCUUCAUUCUUGCCUUCCCUGUUUGAUGCUUUUGGAAACCAGAGUGCUGAUGUCCGCAAGACUGUUGUUUUCUGUUUGGUUGACAUAUACAUCAUGCUGGGCAAAGCAUUUAUGCCAUACUUGGAAGGGCUGAACAGUACGCAGUUACGAUUGGUUACCAUUUAUGCAAAUCGAAUAUCACAGGCCAGAACUGGUACUCCGGUAGAUGCAAGCCAUAGUUAGGCGGGUGUAGUUUUUUUUGGGAAUUUAUUGUAGGUUGAUGUGUGUAGUUGAAUUUUGUGAUUCAAUAUUUGACGUCUUUGUAUAUCUGUGUGAAUGUGUGUAAUUUUUUGGUGGGUGAGGUUGUAUUCUUUUUAUAUUUAUCUUUUUCUUCUUUUUUUCUUUUCACUUAAUUGGUUGGGGAGUUGAAAGAGAGUGAUUUGGGAAGAAAUGUGAUGUUGUAUAACGGUGAACUUUGUGCUCAUAGUGAAAUGAACAGUUUUUGGAAGAUUGUUUAUACAUUGGAGUAAAUCAUUGUAACUUGAAACAAUACAAGUUCGAAGCUCUUAUUUAGCUUA
Molecule: messenger RNA, 5837 nt
Organism: Nicotiana attenuata
Lineage: Eukaryota; Viridiplantae; Streptophyta; Magnoliopsida; Solanales; Solanaceae
Product: CLIP-associated protein-like
Exons: 21
Coding region: 1-5502 (1833 amino acids)
Biological process (GO): microtubule cytoskeleton organization
Cellular component (GO): cytoplasmic microtubule
Molecular function (GO): microtubule binding
Source: RefSeq, a predicted model, not a curated record